Molecule: messenger RNA, 2292 nt
Organism: Adineta steineri
Lineage: Eukaryota; Metazoa; Rotifera; Eurotatoria; Adinetida; Adinetidae
Source: the annotation of a GenBank genome assembly
AUGAAAAUUGGUGAUCAUAUUUUAGUUGAUGGAAAAUCUCCAGCAACAAUUUGUUAUAUUGGUUUAGUUGAUGGUCAUCCAGGACAAUGGAUUGGUAUUGAAUGGUGGCAUCAAGAAGGAAAACAUAAUGGAACCUAUAAUGAUAAAUUUUAUUUUCAAACAAAACAUCAAUUGACAGGAUCAUUUAUUAGACAAGAAAGAAUACAAUAUGGAAAUUCAUUUACUCAAGCUAUUUGUAGACAAUAUGUUAAAUCAUUUUCAAAUGAAAAUAUUACAGAUGAUAUUAAUUAUUCAUUAUUCGGUAAACAAUAUUCUGAUUAUGUUGUUGAUUUAUCAUCAAUAAUUCGUAUAGAUUUAUCAUCUCAAUGGGUAAAUGAAUUUGAUAAUAACGCUGAUAUAUAUAAUAAUCUUCGACAAAUAAAAGAAUUAAAUAUUCGUCAAAAUUUACUUAAAAAUUGGUCAGAAUUAUGGAUAAUAUUAGAAAAAAAUUUUCCACAAUUAGAAAUUUUAAAUGUUAGUAAUUCUCGUAUGAACUUUGAUAAAUCAUCAGCAUUAAAUAAAUAUAUUCAUAUAACACAAUUAGUUGUUAUUGAUACAGAUAAUGAUUGUGAUGUAUUUGAAAAUCUAUGUAAACAUUUUCCAAAUUUAAUAAAUAUUCAUCUUGAUUUAAAUCGAUUAAGUUUUAUAUCAGAAAAUUUUAUUAAUCAAAUACAAAAUUUAACAAAUUUAUCAUUAUCAGAUAAUCCAACAUUAAAAUCUUGGGAUCCAUAUGUAAAUCGAUUAGGAAAACUUAAAUAUCUUGAAGAAUUAAUUCUUAAUAAUUGUGGAAUUGAGGAAAUUAAAUUUCCUCAAGAAAAUCAAACAAUUGAAUUAUUUCCUUCAUUAAAAUAUCUUUAUAUGUCUGAUAAUAAUAUUUCAUCAUAUACAUCAAUAAAUGAAUUAACUUGUUUAUCAUCAUUAAUAUCAUUUAGUAUACUUCGAAAUCCAAUUUAUCCAUUGAAUCAAAUUGAAUGUGAAACAGCUAAACAAAUGAUACUUGCACGUUUACCAAAUUUAACACAUUUAAAUCGAGUUUUUAUUAGUCGAGAUGAAAGACGUGGAGCUGAAAUUGAUUAUUUACAACGUUAUGCUCACGAAUAUUUUGAAAAUAAAUUAGAUUUUCUUAAUGAACAUAAACAAUAUAAAAAAUUAAUUGAAAAACAUGGAGAACCGUUAAAAUCAAAUCCCAAUGAGGUUAGAAUAUUUUAUUAUUUUUGAAAUUAUACAAAAAAUUCUAUACUUUAGUUGGUGUGAGGGUAAAUGAGCGAAAUGAUUUUUCUUGAUGAGGGUAUAGACGAAGAGUGAGGGUGGGGGUAAAAGGUGUUUCGCAGUUGUGACUUUCGCGCAUUCUUUUUCGCUGAUAUGGUUUUCGCUCAACGGACACCAUAUCAGCAUCAACACAUCACAGUGCAUAGCUCUCAGAUUUUGAAAAUUUUAUAGAUCUUCAACAUGCGCCGAAAAGAAAGGUGCACUUUAAAACCAGGGAAGGUUUCGUAAAACAUCCAAGAUACGUUCAAAUCAUUUUUUAAUUGACAAGAAAUUGAAGGAUUUCGUAGGUCUCGCGAAACCCUAAAAAGGUUUCUUGUCAGUUAAAACAUGAUAUGAACGCAUCUUGGAUGUUUAACAAAAUCUUUUUAAGGGUUCCGAUUUCCUUGCAAAAAUAGGUUGGUAGGACGCCUUUUUUUUCAGUGUACAGGCAGUUCCAAGUGCUUUCGCGAUAAUCAUUAGUGCAGUAAUGUAAGUUAAUCGAUCGACCAGCUCAUACACAGGUAACAUUUGAAGUAUGAGCCAUUUGUAUGAAACUACAAAAUACGUUUCGAAUAAUACCAAUCUUAAUACAUACAUCCACUCAGUAUCUAACAUUUAUAAAUAACUCGAGGAACUAGUUUUAAACGAAGUUUGUAUAACAAAUAGUAAUUAGUUUUUCACGCCACUGUUAGUCUUUAUUAAUCCAAUCUCUUAGAGAAAAGCAUAAAUAAUAAGGCUCUGCAUGGGACGACAGUCUUUCAACAAAUUUUCUAAAAAAAGAUGCGAUACAAUAUUUUUUUUGAGAGUUUCUAUGAACUAAAUAUCGCUUUUUUAUGUAAGUAAUUUAUUCUGGACGUUGCGCUGAUUUUUAAGAAAUCUUUUGGAAAUUGGCGACAUUUAUUAAAAGUGGGCCCCGACGUCUAGAAGAAAUUAUCUACAUGAAAAAGCGACAUUUAGCUCAUAGAAACUCUCAAAAAAAAAUUGUAUCGCAUCUUUUUUUAGAAA